AUGAAAGAAGACACGGUUAUUCGCGUGAAGAACGAGAACGGGAGGCUUGGACUUCAAGAAGAAGAAGAAGAAGACACAUCGGACCGUCAAAAGGCUGGACUGGAUUUCGAGUUGGCGGCCGACAUGAACUCGCCGUUCCUCAUGAUCCCGUUCCCGCAGAUCUACCUGGCCAUCGGGCUGAUGGUCUUCGUCUGCCUUUUCUCCAUUAUCUUCCUUAUCAUCGCAAAAGGCUACUACUACUACGGAGGAUACGUGAGUCGCUUCCGAACCGUCUAGACCAUACACGCCUACAUGUUCAGUUGUUCUGGACGAUCCUCGUCGUGCUGGCGGUCUUUCUGCCGGACAUUUUCGAUCGCUGGUGGCACUGGCUCCUUCAGGCCAUCAUAUGGGGCAUCUACGCCUUCUGCAACUUUAUCUUCUUCAUCCUCGUCUUGAACGACAUCGGCACGAUUGAGGAGGCCAUUGAAAAGAGUCCUGGAAGCUUCACGGGUAAUUUUAUAGGUUUUUUUUGUUAUUCAAAUGCUCAUUAUACUUCAGACGACCAAAAGAGUUGGUUGGCUCGUGUCAAGGCGAUGAACUACGUGAACACUUUUCUCUGUGAGCCGGCCCUGCUCGUCAUCGCCUUCAUUUUGAUUCGAAUCGCCGUUCAUGGGCUCAGAAACCGAUAA
Caenorhabditis sp. 36 PRJEB53466 is the source of this 668-nucleotide messenger RNA. The record is from the annotation of a GenBank genome assembly. NCBI's taxonomy places the organism in Eukaryota, Metazoa, Nematoda, Chromadorea, Rhabditida, Rhabditidae.